Messenger RNA from Aspergillus nidulans FGSC A4, 378 nucleotides. Its product is annotated as NADH dehydrogenase [ubiquinone] 1 beta subcomplex subunit 7. The transcript is spliced from 3 exons. Gene Ontology annotation, cellular component: mitochondrial intermembrane space; mitochondrion; mitochondrial inner membrane. The record is from RefSeq and is a predicted model, not a curated record. The coding region runs from base 7 to 285 and encodes 92 amino acids. NCBI's taxonomy places the organism in Eukaryota, Fungi, Ascomycota, Eurotiomycetes, Eurotiales, Aspergillaceae.
CUCAAGAUGACCGUCGCUGAGUCGGUAAAGAGCGCCGUCGGGCUGGCCGACACUCAAGCCACACGCGAGGAGAUGUCUGCUGCCCGCCUCCCCCUCCAAUACCGUGAUUCCUGCGCACAUCUCCUUAUUCCGUUGAACCGAUGCCGACAGCAAGAGUGGUACCUCCCUUGGAAGUGUGAGGAUGAAAGACACAGCUACGAAAAGUGCCAAUAUGAGGAAUUCAAGAAGCGCGUUGCUAAGAUGGAUGAACUUCGCGCUGCCAAGGAUGGUGCGCGCAGCAAUUGAUACCAACAGUACGCCCAUAUGUCGACAAAUAUGUUCGAGUUGCACGAAACAGCGAGUUAUGUAAAUAGAGAUUCAAGUAUCGUUCUAUCAUGG